UUCAAGGGGCCUAGGUCGACCCGCCGAGCGACAGCGUGAGCAUGGCAACGGCUGAAGGGACGCAGAGACCUGUGUUGGAAGUGGUCCAAGCAGAAGGUUGUGAUGAUUCAAGCGUUACAUUUGUGUUGCAUGAUGAGGACCACACACUCGGGAAUGCUCUACGAUAUAUGAUUAUGAAGAACCCAGAAGUAGAAUUUUGUGGCUAUAGCAUCACUCAUCCAUCAGAAAGCAAAAUUAACUUCAGAAUUCAAACAAGAGGCGGAAUUCCAUCUGUAGAGCCUCUUCGCAAAGGUCUCAAUGAACUAAUGACUGUCUGUCAACAUGUGCUGAAUACAUUUGAGGUCAGUAUUAAGGAAUAUAAAGAGCAACAUAGACAAGGAGAAGCAAUGGAUCAAUUGUGAUAAGAUACAUACAUUGCUGUAUACUUUUGUAUUUUGAAAAAUAAACAUUACUUUUUUUAAAAA
Molecule: messenger RNA, 464 nt
Organism: Hemiscyllium ocellatum (epaulette shark)
Lineage: Eukaryota; Metazoa; Chordata; Chondrichthyes; Orectolobiformes; Hemiscylliidae
Gene: polr1d
Product: RNA polymerase I and III subunit D
Exons: 5
Coding region: 42-401 (119 amino acids)
Biological process (GO): DNA-templated transcription
Cellular component (GO): RNA polymerase I complex; RNA polymerase III complex
Molecular function (GO): DNA binding; DNA-directed RNA polymerase activity; protein dimerization activity
Source: RefSeq, a predicted model, not a curated record